Molecule: messenger RNA, 1302 nt
Organism: Vanderwaltozyma polyspora DSM 70294
Lineage: Eukaryota; Fungi; Ascomycota; Saccharomycetes; Saccharomycetales; Saccharomycetaceae
Exons: 1
Coding region: 1-1302 (433 amino acids)
Molecular function (GO): LPPG:FO 2-phospho-L-lactate transferase activity
Source: RefSeq, a predicted model, not a curated record
AUGAAAAUUGUUGUAUUUUCUGGUGGUACUGCCACCAACUCUUUAACUCCAUGCUUUAACUCUCUCUCAAUCGAUCAAAAAAAUGAUUUGUCCUAUGUGUUACCAAUAUCUGACAAUGGUGGUUCCACCAGUGAAAUACUACGUGUCUUUGGUGGCCCUGCUAUAGGUGAUAUCAGAUCGAGAAUUGUUAGACUGUUAAACGACCUGGAAAUACACGAUAUUUUAGCCUAUAGAUUGCCUGUUUCUCAAACUCUAGCAAAGUUGGAAUGGAAUCAAAUUGUGGAAGGUGACCAUGACAUCUGGUUGAAUAUCUCUCCUGAGUUGAAGGAGCUAUGUAGGUCUUUCUUGAUUAACAUUCAGAGCGAAAUUUUGAAAAGAUCAAAGGUCUCGAACUCUUUUAAUUUUUCAACUGCAUCAAUCGGUAACUUAUUCUUAACUAGCAUUAGAUUAUUCAUGGGUGGAUCUUUGGAUUCUUCAAUUGAAUUGAUGAUGAGAAUAGGGAAAGCUAGUUCGAACGUUAAUGUCAUCCCUUGUAUAAAUACAAACCAUACUCAUCAUAUAUCUGCCCUUUUAAAAGAUGGUAACAUUAUCACUGGCCAAUCACAAAUUUCUCAUCCUUCAAAGACUCAAUCAAUGUCAAAUUCAAAAACCCAUGUAUCAACUUAUUAUGAUGAGGAUUUCGCGAACCCAAUAUAUAUUUUACCAGAAUUGAGAAAUUCCCAAUUGCAUUUUGACAAAGAUGAUCACGAUGAUUCUUCAAGUAUUUUACCUUCUCCAAUUGAAAAAAUAUUUUAUAUUAAUCCCUAUGGUGAAGAAAUUAAACCAAAGGCUAAUAGAAGAGUCAUUGACAAAAUAGAAAAUUCGGAUCUUAUCGUAUAUUCAAUUGGCUCUUUAAUGACUUCUUUAAUGCCGAUUUUAAACUUAGGAAAUAUAUCUCAUUCGAUUUAUUCAUUGCCAUUGGAUAAAAAAAUUAAAAAAGUCUUGUUAAUUAAUAAUAAGUUCGAUAGAGAAACUUACGGAUUGUCAGGUUACACCUAUGUUAAAUUCAUUGUAGAUUCAAUGACGAACUGUCUAAUUGAUUUUUGUAACGACCAUGAUACAAAAAUCGAUUUAGAUUUAUUACAAGAAAAUUGCCCAUGGAAUAACUUCAUUACAGAUAUUGUUUAUUUAAGCAAAGGUGAAAUAUUACUAGAACCAAAUGAUUUUAAAAAACAUAACAUUUCUGUCCAUCCGAUAGAUUCAGACAUAAUGGAAAAUGAUUCUCUAUGUGAUAUCUUAACUAAAAUCUAUCAACAAGCUUGA